AUGCCUAUCACUGCUCAAGCGACUUCCAAGCUGCGCAGCAUAAUCGACGAUGCAUGCGCCGACCAAAAAACUGGUAUUCCCGGUACCACGGUCGUACUGGUCGACAAAUCCGGUGAGAUAUUCGCUCAUUCAGCGGGUACGCGCGGUGUCGGGACCAAUGAGCCCAUGACGCUCGAUAACAUUUUCUGGAUCGCCUCAUGCACCAAGAUGCUUGCUGGCGUUGCGUGCAUGCAGCUCGUGGAGCAGGGAAAGCUUAAACUCGAUGAUGGUGAACAUCUUGAGAGUCUUGUUCCUGAGCUCAAGAGUCUCAAGGUGUUGAAGCCUGAUGGGAGCUUUGAGGACAAGAAGAAUCUCAUUACACUUCGCAUGCUGCUGACGCAUACUGCUGGCUUUGGAUAUACGUUUUUUAAUGAGCGCUUGAGGGAUUGGAGUCAUCCUGCGGGUAUUGAUGAGUUUUCUGGUCGUAUUGAGGAUAUCGUCAAGCUUCCUCUUCUGUUCCAGCCCGGCGAAGGCUGGGAAUACGGUGUCGGAAUUGACUGGGCUGGCAUCGCGCUUGAACGAGCCAGCGGUCUGCGUCUCAAUGAUUUUCUCCAGAAGAACGUCUUUGCACCUCUAGGCAUCAAAAACAUGUCCAUGCUGCCCGGUAAAGAGAUGCGCGCGAAAUUAGCUCACAUGCAUCAGCGCGACGCAGACGGUACACUGCGAACGCGCGAUCAUCUCCAGCGUCUUCCUCUCGUGACUGACAACGCGAGCGAAAUCGCUUCAAUUUUCCAUAGCGGCGGCGCGGGAAUGUUUGCGCAGCCCCAAGAGUACGGAAAGGUUCUCACUGUUCUGCUCAACGGUGGAACAUGUCCCAAGACAGGCGCCCAGAUCCUCAAGAAGGAAACGGUAGACCUCAUGCUAAGCAACAGUAUCGAGAAAUUCCCAAACUUCAGCCGUCAGCCCAUCCCAGCUGCCAAACCAGAUCUGACCAACCCUAUCGGCGAGCUAUACCCCGUCGACGGAAAUCCACCCCAGGGCUGGGGACUGACAUUCAUGCUCACCAAUGGAGGCUUCUCAGGGCGGUCGAAGAGCACGGUUCAGUGGGCUGGAUUGGCUAAUCUCUGGUGGUGGGCUGAUCGCGAGCACGGCAUUGGAGGGAUGGUGUGCACGCAGAUUCUGCCUUUUGCUGAUGCCAAGGUCCUGGGUCUCUGGGCCGCUGUUGAGACUGAGAUUUACAAGGCUGUUCUGUAG
Molecule: messenger RNA, 1233 nt
Organism: Fusarium musae
Lineage: Eukaryota; Fungi; Ascomycota; Sordariomycetes; Hypocreales; Nectriaceae
Exons: 4
Coding region: 1-1233 (410 amino acids)
Source: RefSeq, a predicted model, not a curated record